UCUAAACGUGGGGAAAGAUGAAUUGAAGAACUGUAAUUUACUCGCGAGCCAAACCGUCUUUACAUUUAUCUGAAUAUGAAUUAAAUCUUCUACCGAUGCAUCUACAUAAAAUCGUAUAAUACGCAGGACGCUUAUUUUUCUUUCAUGUAAGAUUGAAAUGAAGAAUGGCUUACAAAAGACAAUAUAUGAUCAAGACUAGACAGAGCAGCAGACAAAAAAAAGUCGCCAAACAGCACAAUAGCAAUGCUUAGAGUGUGCGAUCAAAUGAGCUUAUGAAUUUAAUCUGUCAGUCUGUAUUUUCACUUGCUUUCUACAUUGAAGGCCUUGGUUGUGUGAGAUUAUAGGACUAUGGAAGAGACAGAAGAGAAGCAACAGGAGGCAAGGCCCCCUAGAUACAAAGGCAAACAUGAUAAGCCCAAGCCAUGGGAUACCCCCGACAUUGACCAUUGGAAAGUUGAUAAAUUUGACCCUUCCUGGAAUGAAGCUGGCAUGCUUGAAGUCAGCUCCUUCUCCACCCUCUUUCCCCAAUACAGAGAAAAAUACUUGCAAGACGCAUGGCCUGUUGUGACACGGGCUUUGAAGGAACAUGGCAUAGCUUGUGAACUGAAUCUUGUUGAGGGAACAAUGACUGUUUCAACAACUCGCAAGACUCGGGAUCCAUACAUUAUUGUCAAAGCCCGUGACCUUAUAAAACUUUUGUCAAGGAGUGUACCUGCACCACAAGCAAUUAAGAUACUAGAUGAUGAGAUGCAGUGUGAUAUUGUCAAAAUUGGUAGCAUCAUCCGAAAUAAGGAAAGAUUUGUUAAACGUCGGCAACGCCUCUUGGGUCCUAAUGGUUCAACACUCAAGGCUAUUGAGCUCUUGACAGGUUGCUAUGUUCUUGUUCAGGGAAACACUGUUGCAGCUAUGGGAUCAUUUAAGGGAUUGAAACAAGUCCGCAGAAUUGUUGAAGAUUGCAUUCGUAAUAUACAUCCUAUUUAUCAUAUCAAGGAACUCAUGAUCAAGCGGGAACUUGCCAAGAACGCAGAGCUUGCAGGAGAGAAUUGGGAUAGGUUUCUGCCUAAGUUUAAGAAGAGAAAUGUAAAGCAAAGGAAGGUGAAGCAAAAAGAGAAGAAGCCUUACACGCCAUUCCCUCCACCACAGCAACCUAGCAAGAUUGACUUACAACUAGAAAGUGGAGAAUAUUUUUUGAGUGAAGAAAGAAAAGCUGCAAAGAAGUGGCAUGAGAAGCAAGAAAAACAAUCAGAGAAGACAGCAGAAAACAAGAGAAAGAGGGAGGCAGCAUUUGUCCCUCCAAAGGAGCCAAGCAGUUCAAAAGCAUUGCUUUCCGAUGCCAAUAAAUCUGCUAAGAUUUCAAAGGAAGAAAUGGAAGCCAUUACAGCAUCUGUAAAGAAAAAGGCCAAAGACCUUGGUAAGAAUCAAAAUGCUGUUGAUACUGGGCCAGAGUCGUACAUUGCAGCUCCUCUACAAUCUGUUCAGCUUGCUAAUGGCGAAGGACAGAAAAAGCACAAGAAAAAGAAGAGGAAGACAAAUCUCCCUGAAUCUUGAGACAAAGUAUGUGUUUGAUGAGUUAAUGUGCUGUAUUUUGUUUAUAUAGGGCCUAUGGUUUGUCUUGUGCAAUUCUUUGAAAUGGUCUGUGAUACUUGCUGAGAUAUGAAACCAAAAUCAAAUUCAUAUUUUUGGGGAUAUAUUUCUGUUUCUUUGGUAAGAAUGCAGUAAUUGAUAGAACACCCAUUUGGUUUUACAUAUAUAAUCUCAAGUGAGGGUCCCUUA
Messenger RNA from Cryptomeria japonica (Japanese cedar), 1773 nucleotides. Its product is annotated as KRR1 small subunit processome component. The record is from RefSeq and is a predicted model, not a curated record. The coding region runs from base 349 to 1548 and encodes 399 amino acids. NCBI's taxonomy places the organism in Eukaryota, Viridiplantae, Streptophyta, Pinopsida, Cupressales, Cupressaceae. The transcript has 12 exons. Gene Ontology annotation, molecular function: RNA binding. Gene Ontology annotation, cellular component: nucleolus; small-subunit processome.